Molecule: messenger RNA, 1518 nt
Organism: Tuber melanosporum (Perigord truffle)
Lineage: Eukaryota; Fungi; Ascomycota; Pezizomycetes; Pezizales; Tuberaceae
Exons: 3
Coding region: 94-1518 (474 amino acids)
Biological process (GO): protein N-linked glycosylation
Cellular component (GO): endoplasmic reticulum membrane
Molecular function (GO): GDP-Man:Man(3)GlcNAc(2)-PP-Dol alpha-1,2-mannosyltransferase activity
Source: RefSeq, a predicted model, not a curated record
AUGACAUCAGGUCCAACAUGUGUGGACCCUAACUGAAACCUAGGCUCCUCAUCACAACCAGCUUACAACAAAAAUCACCAUCAACAAACCACGAUGCUCUCACAUCUAGUGGCAGCUGGAGUGGUUCUCUUAACAUCCACUCUACUUUUCUACUUUCUCCUCCUCCGCGCCAUCGGCUCCAACCUCCGGCGGCGGAGCGCGGCUAAGAAGGCGACAAUCACUAGGAGCGCUUUUGGCGAAAGGAAGGCGACUGUCGUCGGCUUUUUUCAUCCCUAUUGUAAUGCUGGAGGCGGUGGGGAGAGGGUGUUAUGGGCCGCUAUUAGAGCUACACAGGAGAGGUGGGACGACGUGUUGUGUGUGGUGUAUACUGGAGAUCAAGAUGCCGACAAGGAGACGAUACUAUCCACAGUCAAGUCCAGGUUCGACAUUCACCUCGAUCACUCACGCGUUGUGUUCCUCUUCUUGUCAACUAGGCACUAUGUCUCCGCCACGACCUACCCUCACUUGACACUGCUUGGACAAUCCCUCGGUUCUUUGAUUCUCGCCUGGGACGCAUUCACGUUACUCGUCCCGGACAUAUUUAUCGACACGAUGGGCUACGCAUUUACUCUUCCCAUGGCGAAAUUAAUGUUUGGGAUACCGACGGGCGCAUACGUUCACUACCCCACCAUAUCUACGGACAUGUUGUCCAGUAUUUCCUCUUCUACCAGCACACGAGUCAGGGUUAAGCUUUUGUACUGGAAACUCUUUGCUAUGCUCUACGGUUCCUGCGGAAGGGGUAUCGACGUGAUCAUGUGCAAUUCCUCCUGGACAGCGGGACAUCUCCGCAGUCUGUGGUCGAACAAAGCAUCCACCAUCUCCGUCGUCUUUCCCCCUGUAGCAGUGGAGGCUCUCACGGAAGCAAUACCACUCGCUAAGGGUGUGAUGGGGAUGAAGAGGGAGAAUAUCAUCUUGUGCAUUGCGCAGUUCCGGCCAGAGAAGAAGCACGAUCUGAUAAUUGAUUCGUUUGCUCACUUCUUGCGAGAGAAUCCUACCCUAAACGACACGAAAUUGGUGCUAAUUGGAAGUGUGCGUCAUUCGGAGGAUAGGACUAGGGUUUACGAUCUGCGGCUACUUGCACAUGAGAAGGGUGUCAAGGAUAAGGUUGUGUUUGUUUGUGACGCGAGUUGGGGUGAUAUAUUACAAUGGUUGGAAAGGAGUUGGAUCGGUGUAAAUGCCAUGUGGAACGAGCACUUUGGUAUCGGGGUGGUAGAGUACCAAGCUGCUGGUCUUAUCAGCGUUGUGCACAACAGUGGGGGGCCAAAGAUGGAUAUCGUCAUUCCAGGCACAGGAUUUCAUGCGACGACGAAGGAGGAGUUUGCAGAUGGAUACAGGAAAGCCCUCGAACUGGAGGGUCAGGUGGUGGCCAAUGUUCGACAGGCAGCUCGUAGGAGUGCAGAAAGGUUCACAGAGAAGGUUUUUGCGGAGAAGUGGCUUGAAGCAAUGGCCAAGUUGCUCCAAUUGGAGCGGACUAGCUGA